This is a messenger RNA of Cajanus cajan (pigeon pea), 2491 nucleotides long. RefSeq names its product pentatricopeptide repeat-containing protein At5g50390, chloroplastic. The record is from RefSeq and is a predicted model, not a curated record. Gene Ontology annotation, biological process: RNA modification. Gene Ontology annotation, molecular function: RNA binding; zinc ion binding; protein binding. Lineage: Eukaryota; Viridiplantae; Streptophyta; Magnoliopsida; Fabales; Fabaceae.
GUUGCAGCAGUUGGAUAAACUCGGAAACAGCUCCAAUGUUCACAUGUGGAUGUUGCAACAGUGGAUCUGCCUAGAUACUAACUACCAUACCUACCUGGGCGGAAACUCCGAUGUUUCUGAUGCAGACUCGAUCCAAAUCUCACCUUUUCCCAUUCAAAUUCCCUUCUUCACUAUGACGAAUAGGACCUCUCACUCUCAUGCUUCUUCCUUAUUCAUCCCAAUUGUUAUAACCAAUGGAAAUUGCAUUUUCCCUUCACAAAUCCCAAACCCCUUUUCUGGGUUCUUCCUCUACCGGGAACCUUUCCUUUUGGGAGUGUUGUUUUGCCUCAAAGGUGAGAAAUUGGAGCAUCCCCUUUUCCCGGGUUUGUUGUUCCUCCAAGGAACAAAAGCUUAAACCCAAACCAAAGAAAGUUGAGUAUGUGGAAAGGCAAGUGGCAGUUUUGGAUGAUACCCAAAUCAGGAAAACGUCCUAUUCUGGGCUCUGUAGUCAAAUCGAGAAGUUGGUUUUGUGUAAUAGGUACUGGGAGGCAAUGGACUUGUUUGAAAUUUUGGAACUUGAUCAUGAUGGUUCUGAUGUGGGUGGUAGCACUUAUGAUGCUUUAGUGAGUGCUUGUGUCGGUUUGAGAUCGAUUAGAGGCGUUAAGAGGGUGUUCAAUUAUAUGAUUAAUAGUGGGUUUGAGCCUGAUUUGUAUGUGAUGAACAGGGUUUUGCUUAUGCAUGUGAAAUGUGGCCUCAUGCUUGAUGCACGCAAGCUGUUUGAUGAAAUGCCGGAGAAAGACGUGGCUUCAUGGAUGACCAUGAUUGGCGGACUUGUGGACUCGGGAAAAUUCUCUGAAGCUUUUGAGCUGUUUUUGUGUAUGUGGGAAGAGUUUAAUGAUGGAAGAUCUCGCACGUUCGCCACCAUGAUUCGGGCAUCGGCUGGAUUGGGUCUUAUUCACGUGGGAAGGCAAAUUCAUUCAUGUGCUUUGAAAAGAGGGGUCGGGGAUGGUAAUUUUGUGUCUUGUGCGCUGAUUGACAUGUACAGCAAGUGUGGUAGCAUUGAAGAUGCUCAUUGUGUAUUUGAUCAAAUGCCGGAGAAGACAACUGUGGCAUGGAAUUCCAUUAUUGCUAGCUAUGCACUUCAUGGUUAUAGUGAGGAAGCUCUUAGUUUAUACUAUGAAAUGCGUGAUAGUGCUGCUACAAUAGAUCAUUUUACUAUUUCGAUAGUGAUAAGAAUUUGCGCAAGAUUGGGAUCAUUAGAACAUGCAAAACAAGCUCAUGCUGCUUUGGUUCGUCAUGGUUAUGGCACAGAUAUUGUGGCAAACACAGCACUUGUUGACUUCUAUAGCAAAUGGGGUAGGAUGGAAGAUGCUCGACAUGUUUUCAACAGGAUGCAACGCAAGAAUGUUAUAUCGUGGAAUGCAUUGAUUGCCGGAUAUGGUAAUCACGGCCAAGGAGAAGAGGCUAUAGAAAUGUUUGAGCAGAUGCUUCAAGAAAGGACGAUUCCUAACCAUGUCACAUUCCUUGCUGUCUUAUCUGCUUGUAGCUAUUCAGGAUUAUCAGCACAAGGUUGGGAAAUUUUUUACUCUAUGAGUAGAGAUCACAAGGUUAAGCCCAGAGCAAUGCAUUAUGCAUGUAUGAUUGAACUAUUAGGUCGGGAGGGGUUACUAGAUGAGGCUUAUGCACUAAUAAAAAGUGUUCCUUUGAAACCAACAACAAAUAUGUGGGCAGCAUUGCUGAGGGCAUGCAGAAUGCACGAGAAUCUAGAACUGGGAAAGUUAGCAGCUGAAAAACUUUAUGCGAUGGAGCCUGAGAAGCUGUGUAAUUACAUAGUGCUUCUGAACCUGUACAACAGUUCUGGCAAAUUGAAGGAAGCUGCUGGUGUUUUGCAGACCUUAAAGAGGAAGGGUUUAAGAAUGCUUCCAGCAUGUAGCUGGAUCGAAGUCAAGAAACAGCCAUAUGCCUUCCUUUGUGGAGAUAAGUCUCACUCACAAACAAAGGAAAUAUAUCAAAAAGUGGACUACCUGAUGGUUGAGAUAUCUAGGCAUGGUUAUGCUGAGGAAAAUGAAACUUUGCUUCCUGAUGUGGAUGAAGAGGAACAGCGCAUGCUAAAAUACCAUAGUGAAAAACUGGCUAUAGCUUUUGGACUAAUCAACACUCCACAUUGGACACCUUUGCAAAUUACUCAGGGUCAUCGUUUGUGUGGUGAUUGCCACAGUGCAAUUAAACAUAUAGCCAGCGUUACAGGAAGGGAAAUUGUGGUAAGAGAUGCUAGUAGAUUUCACCAUUUUAGAAACGGUAGUUGUUCUUGUGGGGAUUAUUGGUGAUGACAAAAUUAUGUCAUUCUAGUCACUGACCUAUAAAGUGAGUAGAUUCUUGUUAGCGCACCUCCUCCUCUUGCUUCUUACUUUAGUAGCCCCAUUUUUUUUAUUAGGAUACAACUAUGAUACAUGUAAUUUAUAAUUUAUUCUGUGAUCCAUUAACACAAUAAAAGUCCUAUUUUCUUCUUGCA